Molecule: messenger RNA, 3587 nt
Organism: Hypanus sabinus (Atlantic stingray)
Lineage: Eukaryota; Metazoa; Chordata; Chondrichthyes; Myliobatiformes; Dasyatidae
Product: zinc finger protein 850-like
Exons: 3
Coding region: 966-3011 (681 amino acids)
Source: RefSeq, a predicted model, not a curated record
GAAAAUCUGCAUUAGUACUUUUUUCCGCAGAUGCUGCCUGGCCUGCAGAACUCCUGCAGUAUUUAGUGUGUGUUGCUUCCUUUACCUCCUCUUGCUCUGGACUUUUCGACCGAUGUGCGGCCAACCAGUCAUUUCAGCGGGAAUUUUUUAAAUGGCGUUAAAAUUGUGGCAUUUUGUUAAUAAUACACAAGAGAAGAUCCCAGCUGCACGUCAAGAAAGACAAUUUGCAUGAGAGUGUUUCAGUCACUGUGGGACAAGGAACACAUGCCGCUCAGCAGGAGCCGGGAAUAAUACCAAUGGAGGGAGUCAAAAUGAGCCAGGUCACAGAUUGGAGACGACAGAAAUGCCCCAUUCUGAUAGAGACAGGAAGAGCAUCAGAUAAUUGAUGGUCAUUCCAGAUACCAGCACUCUGCCCAGUCAGGAGAUGAUUUCUCUGUCCAACUUGGGGUGAACCUCACUGUAACAGUGUGAUACCAGAUCAAACCUUGGCAACUCAAGUAAUCUCAUCUGAAAUGUUGUCCUAAACCCAUUGAUGGAUUUUGUAAAUUUUUUUACAGGUUAAAAAUGAGAAGGAAUUCAUCUCCAGGAAGCUCAAACACGACACGCCAGUUUUGUUGUCUCUGCCUAGAUACUUAAGAAGUGGAGCAAGGGAUCCAAUUGUCCACCCUUCCUGCUCAGACUGUAGGGAGGAAUUCACUCGGUGAUUUUGACCAACUGGCACGCCCAUCAUUUUACACAGGAAAAAGGACAUUCACCUGCCCAGACAGUGGGAAUGGAUUCACUCGGUCAUCUCAACUAAAGGUACAUCAGCAAGUUCACACUGGAAAAGGCCAUUCACCUGUUCUGUGUGUGAGAAGGGGUUCAGUUGGUCAUCCCACCUGUGGACACACCAAUCAGUUCACACUGGGCAGAGGCUGGUCUUCUGCUGAAUUUCUGGGAAAGGAUUCACUCUGUCAUCUGACCUAAUGGCUCACCAGCGAGUUCACACUGGGGAGCGGCCGUUCACCUGCUCAGUCUGUGAGAAGAGAUUUACUCAGUUAUCCAACCUACAGAGUCACCAGCGAGUUCACACUGGGGAGAAGCCAUUCACGUGCUCAGUCUGUGAGAAGAGAUUUACUCAGUUAUCCAACCUACAGAGUCACCAGCGAGUUCACACUGGGGAGAAGCCAUUCACGUGCUCAGUCUGUGGGAAAGGAUUCACUCUGUCAUCCACCCUACUGGUACAUCAGCGAAUUCACACUGGGGAGAAGCUGUUCACCUGCUCAGACUGUGGAAAGGGAUUCACACUGUCAUCCCGCCUACUGGUACAUCAGCAAAUUCACACUGGGGAGAAGCCGUUCACCUGCUCAGUCUGUGAGAAGAGAUUUACUCAGUUAUCCAACCUACAGAGUCACCAGCGAGUUCACACUGGGGAGAAGCCUUUCACCUGCUCAGUCUGUGGGAAAGGAUUCACUCUGUCAUCCACCCUACUGGUACAUCAGCGAAUUCACACUGGGGAGAAGCUGUUCACCUGCUCAGACUGUGGAAAGGGAUUCACACUGUCAUCCCGCCUACUGGUACAUCAGCAAAUUCACACUGGGGAGAAGCCGUUCACCUGCUCAGUCUGUGGGAAAGGAUUCACUCUGUCAUCCACCCUACAGAGACACCAGCGAGUUCACACUGAGGUGAAGCCAUUCACCUGCUCAGUCUGUGGGAAAGGAUUCACUCUGUCAUCCACCCUACAGAGACACCAGCGAGUUCACACUGAGGUGAAGCCAUUCACCUGCUCAGUCUGUGGGAAAGGAUUCACUGUGUCAUCCAUCCUACUGGUACAUCAGCGAAUUCACACUGGGGAGAAGCCAUUCACCUGCUCAGUCUGUGGGAAGAGAUUCACUGACUCUUCCACCCUACGGAGACACCAGCGAGUUCACACUGGGGAGAAGCCAUUCACCUGCUCAGAAUGUGGGAAGCGAUUCACUCUGUCAUCCACCCUACGGCGUCACCAGCGAGUUCACAGUGGGGAGAUGCCGUUCACCUGCUCAGUGUGUGGGAAAGGAUUCACUGACUCUUCCACCCUGCAGAGACACCAGCGACUUCACACUGGGGAGAAGCCGUUCACCUGCUCAGACUGUGGGAUGGGAUUUACUCAGUCAUCUCACCUACUGAGACACCAGCGAGUUCACACUGGGAAGAGGCCAUUCACCUGCUCAGAUUGUGGGAAGAGAUUUACUCAGUUAUACAACCUACAGAGUCACCAGCGAGUUCACACUGGAGAGAGGCCAUUCAUCUGCUCAGAAUGUGGGAUGGGAUUUGCUCAGUCAUCUCACCUCCUGAGACACCAGUCAGUUCACACUGGGGAGUGGCCAUUGAACUGCUCAGAUUGUGGGAAGGGAUUCCCUCGGUUAUCCCAACUACUGGGACACCAGAAAGUUCACACUGGGGAGAGGCCUUUCACCUGCUCAGAAUGUGGGAAGGGAUUCAGUAAUUCAUCCCACCUACAGAGACAUCUGCGAGUUCACACUGGGGAGAAGCCAUUCACCUGCUCGAACUGUGGGAAGGGAUUCAUUCAAUUAUCUGAUCUACAAAAUCACCAGCGAGUUCACACUGGGGAGAGGCCAUUCACCUGCUCAAACUGUGGGAAGGGAUUCACUCAGUUAUCCACCCUACACAGUCACCAACGAGUUCACACUGGGGAGAAGCCAUUCAUCUGCUCAGUCUGUGGGAACGGAUUCAGUGAUUCAUCCGCCCUACACCGUCACCAACGAAUUCACACUGGGGAGAAGCCAUUCACCUGUUCAGAAUGUGGAAAGGGAUUCACACAGUUAUCAAGCCUACGCAGUCACCAACGAGUUCACACUGGGGAGAGGCCAUUCUCUUGCUCAGACUGUGGGAAGGGAUUCACACAGUCAUCAAGCCUACACAGUCACCAACGAAUUCACACUGGGGAGAAGCCGUUCACCUGCUCAGACUGUGGGAAGGGAUUCACGCUGUCAUCUAAUCUACUGAGACACCAGCGAGUUCACACUGGGUAGAGGCUGAUCACCUGCUCAGUCUUUGGUCAGAGAUUUUCUCGGCCAUCUCCACCAAAUGUGCAUGACUGUCAAGUCAAACUUGAGUUUCAGGAAGGUAUCAAGGAAGAGCAAGAAUUCACUGGCAGAGAGGACGGAACCUACUGCCUGAGGGCGGUUUCUGCCCAGAACAUUUGGGCGGACCCCGCAGCGUCACAGUGGCAGUCCGAGAGCAGCGUCACAUCGGCAGCCAGGAGCAGCGUCACAACCCGCGGUAAGAUGCCGAACUUUAAAUAAUUGUUGAAACUGUUUCAGGGAAAGGAGCACUGCUGUCACUGCGUUUGGGUGAACUCCGCCACCGGGAUCAUCGCAUGCAGGGACUUCUUGAAACCGGUGCGAGGCUUAAGAAGAGCUUGCGAACCUUCGAGAGAGUUCACCCAGUUUGGAACCAUAACGGUCCAGUAGAGAAACAGAGGUGCAGGUCCAAAAUCAUCUCCAAAGUCCGAGAGGCAGCCAGUUUUUCACCUGAUCCUAAUGCUAAUGCUACUGCCACUGACUUAUGACUAUCCUUGACUAGACUAAUGACUGACUUACCGCUGA